Molecule: messenger RNA, 882 nt
Organism: Parathielavia appendiculata
Lineage: Eukaryota; Fungi; Ascomycota; Sordariomycetes; Sordariales; Chaetomiaceae
Exons: 3
Coding region: 1-882 (293 amino acids)
Source: RefSeq, a predicted model, not a curated record
AUGCGCUUCUCCACAACCGCCCUACUGGCGCUGCCGCUGCUCGCGUCGGCCGCCGAGAGCCCGUUCGAGCAAUACAGGGCCAAGUUCCAGAACUUCCUCAGCAGCUUCGGCGCGUCGACGCCCGGCCAACCCAAGGCCGAUGCCCCGGCCGUCGGUGGCGCGGCCCCCGGCGUGGCCACGGGAGGCAAGGGCUCCAAGACCAAGAAGGUGGCGGAGCCCAAGAAGAUCGACGUGCUUACGCUCGAGAACUGGAAGGACACGCUGUAUGGGCCCGUCCGGGCCGACGCGGCGCAGCCCGCCGAGUGGCUGGUGCUGGUGUCGGGGCGGAACAAGACGUGCUUUGGCCGCUGCGAGCGCAUCGACACCGCCUUUACCGAAUCAGCCGUGAAGUUCGCCUCGCUCCCGCCCUCCCAGCCGUCGCCGCAACACCUCGCGCGCGUCAACUGCGACGACACCCCCGUGCUGUGCAACGCGUGGUCGGCCAACGCCGGCGCAAUCUGGCUGUUCGAGGUGCCGACGGCCCCGGGCGCGGUCGUCGAGAUCCACACCAGGCGCAUGAACCUGACGACGGUCACGGCGCAGGACAUUGUCGACGCGUACGCCGGCACCGCGGCGACGAACAGGACCGAGGCCGGCUGGCACCGGUUUGAUCCCAACGGCUGGUUCCACCCGAUCGAGGGCAAGUUUGCCAAGUAUGGGCUGGCGAUGCCGCUGGGCUAUACCUUCUGGGCGCUGAAUGCCAUCCCCUCGUGGGGGAUGAUGCUUAUUGUGUCGUUCCUCAGCCGGUCCAUGAUGAACCGCCGCAUGGAGGGCAUGAACCGGCCGGCUGGCGCUCCGGGUGCUGGACCACGUGCUGCUCCCGCUGGCGAUGCCCGCUCUUGA